Molecule: messenger RNA, 1703 nt
Organism: Drosophila willistoni
Lineage: Eukaryota; Metazoa; Arthropoda; Insecta; Diptera; Drosophilidae
Gene: CkIIalpha
Product: casein kinase II subunit alpha
Exons: 3
Coding region: 409-1419 (336 amino acids)
Biological process (GO): protein phosphorylation
Cellular component (GO): protein kinase CK2 complex; nucleus; cytosol
Molecular function (GO): protein serine/threonine kinase activity; ATP binding
Source: RefSeq, a predicted model, not a curated record
UUCAUCAGUGGAUAUCGGUCCAUCUUUAUAAUAAAGAAAAUUCACGUCAUCACGCUGCCCAAAAACGAUCGCAACAUUCAAAACAUACGGAACGUGCUCGGCGUCCAUCGUCAAUUUGCUCUCUCUUGCAAAUUACGUCGACCGCCUUUGACAAUCUUUCUGGUGCACUGCAAGUACUACAAACGGAAUUCCUCGAGGCCGUCGCCAUCGCCAUCGCAAAAUCCAAAAUUGAAUUACAGCCAACCUGUUCGACUUGGACAACUGUACAAUACAAAUCUUGCUGUUUGGAGGCACCAACCAACCACCAGCACAGGCACAUCAUCUGAGUCAGGGGCAUCUGACAAGGGCGCCAGACGGACAACAUCCUCUAAAGAAUCGGAAACAGCGGAGGAAGAAGAUCGAGCGGAGAUGACGCUACCGAGUGCCGCUCGCGUUUAUACAGACGUGAAUGCUCACAAGCCGGAUGAAUAUUGGGACUAUGAGAACUAUGUGGUCGAUUGGGGAAAUCAGGAUGAUUAUCAAUUGGUGCGCAAGUUGGGGCGUGGCAAGUAUUCGGAGGUAUUCGAGGCCAUCAACAUAACGACCACAGAGAAGUGCGUCGUGAAAAUUCUAAAGCCCGUCAAAAAGAAGAAGAUUAAGCGCGAGAUCAAGAUUUUGGAGAAUUUGCGUGGCGGCACCAACAUAAUUACGCUGCUAGCUGUUGUCAAGGACCCGGUGUCUCGUACGCCAGCAUUGAUCUUCGAGCACGUGAACAACACGGACUUUAAGCAGCUAUAUCAGACGCUGACAGACUACGAGAUCCGCUAUUAUCUAUUCGAGCUAUUAAAGGCGCUCGACUACUGCCACAGCAUGGGCAUUAUGCACCGCGAUGUGAAGCCCCACAAUGUGAUGAUCGACCACGAGAACCGCAAGUUGCGCCUCAUUGAUUGGGGCCUUGCUGAAUUCUAUCAUCCCGGCCAGGAGUACAAUGUCCGGGUGGCGUCCCGCUACUUUAAGGGCCCCGAAUUGCUGGUCGAUUACCAGAUGUAUGACUAUUCUUUAGAUAUGUGGUCCCUUGGUUGCAUGUUGGCCUCGAUGAUAUUUCGGAAAGAGCCGUUUUUCCAUGGCCACGACAACUACGAUCAGCUAGUGCGCAUUGCCAAGGUGCUGGGAACCGAGGAGCUAUACGCUUAUCUGGAUAAGUAUAAUAUUGACCUGGAUCCGCGAUUUCAUGACAUCUUGCAACGCCAUUCGCGCAAGCGGUGGGAGCGAUUUGUUCACUCCGAUAAUCAGCAUCUAGUGUCGCCGGAAGCAUUGGAUUUCCUUGAUAAGCUCUUGCGCUACGAUCAUGUCGACCGUCUCACCGCUCGCGAAGCCAUGGCGCAUCCAUACUUUGUGCCCGUUGUCAACGGACAAAUGAAUCCUAAUAACCAGCAAUAGGAGGAGUUGAUCAACAUUCUGAAGUAGAUGUCCAUAACGCAUAUUACGAUAAUAAUAAAGUGAGGUGAGCCGAGCGAGAGCAGAGGAGAGGAUGGACAAUGAUUAGCGGACGGAAGAAGUGGAGUGCAUAAAAUGUAUGUCGUCGUGCAGCAUCGUGAAGCGGAUAAAGAUCAGUGAAGAAUAAACAAAAUCAGCAAUAAGGAAACGCAUCGACAUAGAGUUUGGAAAACAUGGUUAAAUAUGGACGGACUGUUGUAGAAAAUAUAGAAUAAAAACACCGAAUU